Brassica napus (rape) is the source of this 3672-nucleotide messenger RNA. Its product is annotated as sugar transport protein 10. The coding region runs from base 345 to 1880 and encodes 511 amino acids. Gene Ontology annotation, biological process: monosaccharide transmembrane transport. Lineage: Eukaryota; Viridiplantae; Streptophyta; Magnoliopsida; Brassicales; Brassicaceae. Gene Ontology annotation, cellular component: membrane. The transcript has 3 exons. The record is from RefSeq and is a predicted model, not a curated record. Gene Ontology annotation, molecular function: monosaccharide transmembrane transporter activity.
UUAUUAAAAUUUAUUGUUUCUGCGCUGGAAAACUCAUAAUUUUUAUACAAAUGGAAAGAUAAAUAGGUCUAAAAACGGUAUAACAAACAGUCAAAUACAGUAAAGAUUCUGCAUGAAACUUGGUGUCUAACGUUAACCAACUCUUGUUACUAACAAGCUACUUCUCCUAAUCUAUAAGCCAAACAAAGAUAAGAUCAAAAUUUAUUACACAAUGCAUGUAAUACAACCCCUAAUUAUAGUGUCAUUACAUUAUCUAUUUAAAGGAUCACAAAGUGAAUCCCAAUUUCAAAUUAAGCCACAACAUUCCUUCCUUCCUUCCUUCUAAGCACAAAAGCAAAAACAAAAUGGCAGGAGGAGCUUUUGUGUCAGAAGGAGGAAGUGGUGGAAGAGAUUAUGAAGGAGGAGUCACAGUUUUCGUUGUCAUAACAUGUAUGGUUGCGGCCAUGGGAGGUCUCCUCUUUGGUUAUGACCUUGGAAUCUCAGGAGGUGUGACAUCAAUGGAUGAGUUUCUUAGCAAGUUCUUCCCACAAUUAGAGAAGCAGAGGGUAAAGGCAAAGCACGAGACGGCUUACUGCAAAUUUGAUGACCAAAAGCUCCAAUUGUUUACUUCUUCUCUCUACUUAGCAGCUUUGGUAGCUUCCUUUGUGGCUUCGGUUGUUACUAGGAAGUAUGGACGAAAGGUUUCCAUGUUUACCGGUGGACUUGCUUUCCUCACCGGUGCACUAAUCAACGCCUUUGCCAUUAAUGUCACAAUGCUCAUCAUCGGGAGACUUUUGCUCGGUGUAGGUGUGGGAUUUGCUAAUCAGUCUACUCCGGUUUACCUCUCAGAAAUGGCUCCAGCAAAGAUAAGAGGAGCGCUAAACAUUUGUUUCCAGGUGGCUAUUACGUCUGGAAUCUUGGUGGCGAAUCUGAUCAACUAUGGAACAUCUAAUAUGGCUAAAAAUGGGUGGAGGGUUUCUUUAGGUUUAGCAGCUGUUCCAGCAAUUCUUAUGGUGAUCGGAUCAUUCUUUUUGCCCGAUACACCAAACUCAAUGCUUGAGAGAGGAAAAUACGAGGAAGCAAAACAAAUGUUGAAGAAAGUACGAGGAACAGAAAACGUUGACCAUGAGUUUCAAGAUAUACGCGAUGCAUGUGAAGCUGCUAAAGAGGUAGAACAUCCAUGGAAAAACAUCAGGCAGAGCAAAUACAGACCAGCUUUAGUCUUCUGCUCGGCCAUUCCCUUUUUCCAGCAGAUUACUGGAAUUAAUGUCAUUAUGUUCUACGCUCCUGUGCUCUUCAAGACUCUUGGUUUUGGAGAUGAUGCUGCUCUUAUGUCGGCUGUAAUAACCGGUGUAGUUAACGUGCUCGCGACCUUUGUCUCCCUAUACUCGGUUGAUAGAUUUGGAAGAAGGUUUCUUUUCCUUGAAGGUGGCAUUCAAAUGUUCAUAUGUCAGAUUCUUGUUGGUUCAUUUAUCGGUUUAAAAUUCGGAACCACGGGAACUGGAACCUUGACACCAGCAACAGCAGACUGGAUUCUUGUUUUCAUAUGUGUGUACGUUGCUGGAUUUGCAUGGUCAUGGGGUCCAUUGGGUUGGUUAGUACCCAGUGAAAUCUGUCCAUUGGAAAUCAGACCAGCGGGACAAGCCAUCAACGUCUCAGUCAACAUGUUCUUCACUUUCCUCAUCGGUCAAUUCUUCUUGACAAUGCUUUGUCACAUGAAGUUUGGUCUCUUCUACUUCUUCGCAGGCAUGGUUGCCAUCAUGACCAUCUUCAUCUACUUUUUGUUUCCGGAGACCAGAGGUGUUCCCAUUGAAGAGAUGGGAAGAGUUUGGAAGCAACAUUGGUUUUGGAAAAAUUACAUUCCAGAUGAUGCAGUUAUUGGUGGACAUGAUGAAAACUAAACCAAUUCGGUUUAAGUGGAACUGGUUCGGUCAUAUAUGUUCAUCAAUUAUGAGUUGUUUUCACGUUAAUGCUGUCUAGAUAAUUUGUUAAUUACCUGAUUCAUUACCUAAAUAUAUACGAUGCUUCUUUAUUGUCUUUUACAUUUCUUAUAUGAAUAAACCAAAUGCUUGAUUCACACAAUAAACCAAAAACCAAGCAAUAGUGUAGCUUUCUUGAUGGUCGGUGUGUAUCCACAUCAGUCAUUGGUUUGAUUCUCUUUGAAAAUUAAAUUAUCACUGAUUUGUAAGUCUAGGUUUGGUCUUCGGUCCAAAUGGUUAACAUAGUGAGCUGUAAUAGAAGAUAGGUUCACAUCUUACAUUAGUCAAAAGACAUUCGAAUUUGGGCCACGUAGUGUGAUAUCCAGUCCACUUUGUAACACUAAUUGCAUUCUCCCUGAGUCUGAUAUGUUCAUCCGAUAGGAUAUAUCAAAAAAAAUGCAUGUUAUUGUAUUCAUGAUUUGACCGGUGACGUAGGGAAUUAUUGGGAACAAAAAAUUCCUAUCAAUUCCUUAAUAUUUACACUACUUGUGAAGAAUAAUUGUUACAUAUAGUUCCUUACCAUUCUUUUUAUUUUAAGAAACUAUAGAACAAAACAUACUUUAUGAAAAUUGGUAAAGAACAAAAGUAUAUUCUUUUCAUUUUUUAUUUUGUUUCUACUUAUUCUUUUCCUCUUCAUUCAUGUUAUUGUUUUCAUGGUUACCAGUUAGAGCAUCAAUAUUUAAUAAACUUUAUGGAAAUAUGACAUUUCUUGAAAUUAUAAUCCAAAAAUGAUAAUAUAUAUAUAUAUAUAUGUAUUUUUCAUUGAAAAUUUAAUAAUACUAGAAAGUAAUUGUAAGCAGGCAAAUCAUAAGAUCUAUUCAAUAAAAAAUUUGAAGUAAUUAUAUUAAAAUAACAAGUUUUUCAUCCACACAAAAUUAAAAUAUAUUUUCAAAUUGAGUGCUAUAGGAAAUAUUUUAAACAUUAAUAUGUUUAAUUAUUUUUUAAAACGUUAAUGAUAUCUUAGUUAAAUACAUAAAAUAUAAUUUCAAUACUUUUAUAAUUAAUUAUGUUUUUCACUAAAAUAAUAGUAGUUUAUAUAAUCUACCCAUAAUCAUCUAAAACUUCAUGGAAAAUUAAAUCAUUCAAAUUAUGCCAAAUAGAAUACACUCCAGAAAGUUGUUCAAAAAAAAAAGAAUACACUCCAGAAUUGAAUAUUGACUCUAAAUUAAUUGAAAAAUGGUCUCAAGUUGGACCAAUUAAAAUAUAAUGUAAUUCGAUUAAAAUAAUAAUAUAAAAUUUUCAAAAGUCUUAGAUAAUAUAAUUUUCCAUUAAAAUCAUAAGUUAAUAACUGCCAUGUAUAAAAUUUGUAUAAGGUUUGUGUAAACAUAAACAAAGCAUCGUAUUGUUUGUAUUUCUUAUCAAAAUAAAGUUUAUCUCUAAUUUUUCUUUUUAUUUCAAUAUUUUGAUGUUAUUUAACAAACAAAAUUUAAAAUAAGUUUAUAUUAUAGGAUAUACUUAUGAUAAUUAGAAUUAUAUCAAUAGUUUAAUAAACAGACAAAAUCUAAAGCCAAAUCUAACUACUAUAAAAUAUCGUGAAAUUAAACUUUUAUUUUAGAAAUUUAAAAGAUAUUUAUAAUAUAAAUGUAAAACAGAAAUGUUAAAUUUAAUUAAUAAGUCUAUAAAUUAACAAAUUGUUAUAAUAGACUAAAUAAAUUUAUAUAGUGUUUACUAUAGUAUUGAUAUUAUUAAAAAUAAAAUUUAAAAUUUAUUAAAU